CGCCGGAGCUGGCUGAGCAUGGGGACAGCGGCGCGGCGCUCCGCUCCUCCUCGCGCGGCCUGAGGGGCGGCCGCUGCCGGGCGGGGAAGGCGGCGAUGCUCUGCCCGCCCGCCUAGGGCUGGGCGCAUCUCGCUGCAGCAGCCGCCGGGGCUGCCCUCCCUCGCUUUCCGCCCGCAGAGCAGUGCGGGGGGCGCCGACCUGCUGCGGCUGCUGCUCCCCCGUCCGCAGCUGGGCUGCCUGGGGGGCGUCCCCGCCAGCCCCCCGCCGCUGCCGCCUCGUGCAUGGCCGCAGCAUGGCCACGCUGCUCUGCCGGGUGCAGUUCCUGGACGACACCGACCCCUUCACCAGCACCAGCUUCCCCGAGCCCACCCGCCCGCCGCUGUACGCCUUCCGCGAGGACCUGCCGCUCAGCACCCAGCUGCCCGCCGUGCACCGCCUGCUGCGAGCCCCGCACAAGCUUGAUGACUGCACUCUUCAAUUGUCCCAUAAUGGUACCUAUCUGGAUUUAGAAUCCACUUUAACGGAACAAAGGGAUGAAUUGGAAGGCUUCCAAGAAGAUGCUGGGAGGGGUAAGAAGCACAGUAUAAUUCUGAGGACCCAGCUCUCUGUGAGAGUCCAUGCCUGCAUUGAAAAACUCUAUAACUCCAAUGGACGGGAGCUGAGACGUGCACUUUUCUCUUUGAAACAAAUAUUUCAGGAUGACAAGGAUUUGGUUCAUGAGUUUGUUGUGGCUGAGGGCUUGACUUGCUUGAUAAAAGUGGGAGCUGAGGCUGACCAGAACUACCAAAACUACAUCCUGAGAGCUUUGGGUCAAAUUAUGCUGUAUGUAGAUGGGAUGAAUGGAGUGAUAAAUCAUAAUGAAACCAUCCAAUGGCUCUACACUCUCAUUGGUUCAAAGUUCCGCUUGGUGGUAAAGACCGCACUGAAGCUACUGUUAGUGUUUGUGGAAUACACAGAAUCCAACGCACCACUUUUAAUCCAGGCAGUGUCCACAGUGGAUGACAAGAGAGGUGCCAAGCCAUGGUCCAACAUCAUGGAAAUCCUGGAGGAAAAGGAUGGAGUUGAUACUGAACUGCUGGUCUAUGCAAUGACCUUAGUUAACAAGACACUCUCAGGGUUGCCAGAUCAAGACUCUUUCUAUGACGUGGUGGACUGUCUGGAAGAGUUAGGCAUUGAAGCUAUUUCACAGAGACACUUGAACAAGAAAGGAACAGACUUGGACUUAGUUGAACAAUUUAACAUUUAUGAGAUGACACUGAGGCAUGAGGAUGGAGAUGAGAAUGCUGAACCCCCACCCAGUGGCUGCAGGGACAGAAGAAGAGCUAGUCUUGGCUCCAGUGAACGAAGGGGGUUAGAACGGAGAAGAAGCCGGAGACAUUCAGUCCAAAAUGUCAAGAGCACUUUAUCUGCUCCUGCAAGUCCCUGCAGCCAGAUGAGUCCAAACUUCAUGUUAGACCAUGGUCAACACAUUGAAGAUCUUAGUGAGAAAUACAGUAGCUAUGGCAGCAACUCUUAUUCUUCUGCCCGACCUCACUCUGGACUAAGUGCACCUACAACGCCUACUUCUCAUUCUGGGGCAGUCCUCUCACCACCACAGGAGACAAAAACUGAAAGGCCAUCAUUGGGUGGUCUCCUUACAUCAUCUUAUCGGCAGCACCAGGAGUCCUUGGCAGCAGAAAGAGAGAGACGACGUCAAGAGAGAGAAGAGAGGUUACAAAGGAUAGAGCGUGAAGAGAGAAACAAAUUCAACCGAGAUUAUUUAGACAAAAGAGAAGAGCUAAGACAAGCAAGAGAAGAGAGAUACAAAUACUUGGAGAAGUUGGCAGCUGAGGAGUAUGAGAAGGAGCUGAAAAGCCGGAGUAUAAACCGAGGCAGAAGUGAGCUGUCCUUGAACCUGGGCUCUCCCUCAGCCCCAUCCUCUCCCAUUGCCAAGUGCACCAGCCCAGCCUCGCUAGAAUCCCAAGAGGAGCUGAACACCCCUUCUACAUCCCGGGGGACACCUCAGCCCCCUGAAGCAAGUGCCAGUGAACUUGAACCAGAACCUGAGCCAGAGACAGAACCAGAACCAGAACAGGAGGCUGAGGCAGAGGCCGAGCAGGGAGCGGAAACAUCACAGGAAAUAGAGGCUUCAGCAGUGGGACCAGAGUGUGAGGUGGAACAAGGACCAGAGAAAGAGCCAGAAGAAAGUGCAAUACUCAGUGAAAAAGAGAGGCAGAAUGAGGAAGUGAAUGAAAAAGACAACUGCUCUGCAUCCAGCAUAUCCUCAGCAAGCAGCACUUUAGAGAGGGAGGAGAGAGAGGACAAGUUAACCAGUGACAAUGAAACUGGUCCAUGGUCACAGACCAUUCAAGAUGCUGGUGUGAAUGAGCAGUGCAGCAACAUUCUCAACAACAAACGGUUUAUGCUGGACAUGUUGUAUGCCCAUAAUAAAAAACCUAAAGAUGCAGAGGAAAAGGAGUUGGAGGAGAAGGAGGAAAAGACGGAGACGGAGGAAAGUGAAGAGUCAAUCACCAGCCUAGCCAGUAGAAUUUCAGUCCUGCAGGCCACCAAGCAGGCCAAAGAGGAAAGUGUCAAAAAGAUGGAGAUUGAAAACCUGGACAACCAAGGCAGCGUGAAAGCUUUUGCAGAAAAAUUCAACAACGGUGAGCUGGCCAAGGGGACAGACUUGCCUGAGGAUGAGCUGAGUGAAAAAGUUUCAGAUAAAACACAAGCACAGCCAAAGAAGGAAUCUGACUACAUCUGGGAUCAGUUGAUGGCUAAUCCUAGAGAACUAAAAAUAAAAGACAUGGAUUUUACAGACUUGGGGGAAGAGGAUGAUGUAGAUGUGUUGGACAUGGAUAUGGGUCCUGGGGACUCCCUAAUUCCCCCUCCCCCUCCUCCACCAGCCUUUUUGGGUUUACCUCCUCCACCACCUCCCCCCCUGUUUGGCUGUCCACCUCCACCCUCUGGUAAUUUAUUGGCUCCUCCACCACUCUUCAGCACUCCUCAGAGUUUAGGGUCACCCCAGGUCUCCAGGGGUCAGCCAACUUUCAUAAAGAAGAAGAAAACCAUCCGUCUAUUUUGGAACGAGGUACGGCCAUUUGAGUGGCAGUGUAAGAACAACAAGCGCUGCAGAGAAUUCCUGUGGUCGAAACUGGAACCCAUUAAAGUGGACACUUCCAAACUGGAGCACCUCUUUGAGUCUAAAUCCAAGGAAUUGCCUGUCACAAAGAAAACUGCUGCAGAUGGAAAGCGACAAGAAAUUAUUGUGUUGGACUCAAAGCGAAGCAAUGCUAUCAAUAUUGGCUUGACAGUAUUACCCCCUCCACGGACGAUUAAGACUGCUAUUUUGAACUUUGAUGAAUAUGCCUUAAAUAAGGAAGGAAUAGAGAAAAUUCUAACCAUGAUUCCUACAGAGGAGGAGAAGCAGAAAAUCCAGGAGGCACAGAUGGUAAACCCAGACAUUCCCCUGGGCAGUGCAGAACAGUUUCUUCUCACGCUUUCUUCUAUCAGUGAACUCUCCGCCAGACUCCAGCUCUGGGCUUUCAAAAUGGACUAUGAGCUAGUGGAAAAGGAAGUUGCAGAGCCACUUUUAGAUCUGAAGGAAGGAAUGGACCAGCUGGAACAUAAUAAAACUUUGGGAUUUAUCCUUUCUACUUUACUAGCCAUUGGGAACUUUCUAAAUGGAACCAAUGCCAAAGCUUUUGAAUUGAGCUACCUCGAGAAAGUUCCAGAAGUCAAGGACACAGUGCACAAGCAGUCUCUUCUGCAUCAUGUCUGCACUAUGGUGGUGGAAAAAUUCCCAGACAGCACAGAUCUUUAUUCUGAGAUUGGAGCCAUCACUAGGUCAGCCAAGGUUGAUUUUGAACAACUUCAGGACAACUUAUGCCAGAUGGAAAGAAGGUGCAAAGCAUCAUGGGAUCAUCUCAAGGCCAUAGCAAAGCAUGAAAUGAAGCCAGUGCUGAAGCAAAAAAUGUCUGAGUUUCUUAAAGACUGUGCAGAAAGAAUCAUAAUUCUCAAGAUUGUUCAUAGAAGAAUAAUUAACAGGUUCCACUCAUUUUUAUUGUUUAUGGGCCACCCUCCCUACGCGAUCCGUGAAGUCAACAUUAAUAAAUUCUGCAAAAUUAUUAGUGAAUUUGCUCUGGAAUAUCGCACCACCAGGGAACGAGUUUUGCAGCAGAAACAGAAACGGGCCAACCACAGGGAAAGAAACAAGACCAGAGGGAAAAUGAUCACAGAUUCUGGAAAGUUUUCCAGCAACUCCACUCCAUCUCAGAGCCAGCCACAAGGCCUGGAAUAUGCUGAAGAUGCAGCUGAGCAUGAGCACAUGAAGGCCGUCCUGAAGACCUCCUCUCUGGGUGGAGAAAGCACCACUGUGCUAGGAGUCCGCACCCGAAGCAGAGCCAGUAGAGGGCGAAUUGGUUCAUGGAAUGCUGGUAAUGAUGAUUCACCUAACGCUACUGAUGACGCAGCUGAUGAGAUCAUGGAUCGCAUUGUGAAGUCUGCUACCCAAGUGCCAAGUCAGCGAGCGGUGCCUAGAGAAAGGAAGCGGUCACGAGCUAACAGGAAGUCGUUAAGAAGAACACUAAAGAGUGGACUGACACCAGAAGAAGCCAAAGCACUGGGCCUGAUCAGCACCUCUGAGAUGCAGGUAUGAAGAUGCUGGAGAUGACUGCAAGCAGAACCAUCGUUGGUAACAUGCGGGCUGACAACCGUUCAGUGUAGCAUUGUCUUGCCAGCCUCAUCUGCUACUCCUGACAUCCUCCGUCCUCUAUUAGUUUAAUUUUGGUAAAAUGAAAAAAACAAGAAAAAAGCAACAAAAAACCCCAGAAACAAUCAAAAAAGUAAGAAAGAAACCACAAAAAGGGCUAAAGGGUGUGUUAUAACUCAGCACUAAAACUUGAUGGUUCCAAAAAAGAGUGUUCGAGUAUGUGUAGGUGAAAGAUUAUAGUUUGUUUUCUCAUGAUGCAUUGACAUGGUUAAUAGGGGCUCUCUUCAAGUGAUCUUGUAUUGUGUGAGCUAUGUUUACGUUGGCUUUCCUUGUGGCCUGUUUUAGUAAUCAUAAAAUAUGGCAUUUUGUCAAUGCAAGGAAUAGUCCUUAAAAAGGCAAAAUACCUUCUGUUACACUUACUAUGAUCUUCCUUAGACAGUUUUUUUGGUCAAACAUACACAAUUGUACAACCCCAUUUUUAUCUUGCCACCAAAGAAUGUAAAAAUGUAUGUGCACUUACGUAUAUGUACAGAAUAGAUUUGUGUGCAUGUAUCUUCAUAUACACAUAUUGUCCUAGGGUGAAUUCCUACCUUAUUGACGCCAGUGGAAUGUAGGUUUCACCCUUGAGGCCUUAAAAUUCCACCUAUUCUACAGGAUAGGGUUGUCUUUUUACAGGAACGCAAUGUUAUCCAAUGAAAUUCAUUGUGGGGCAGGAGGUCAUCUUCAGGGCAAGUGGAAUGUUUAAGACCCAGGACUAAAUAUGUAUUAAUGCGCACACACUGUACACAAAACUGCACACACACAGAGAUAGCACAGGAUACCUCCUUUUGCUGAGCUCUAGGUUGACUGUGUUAGUUAAAAUUUCAGAUGUUUCUCCCAACUCUUUACAUGUUAGACUAGAUCAAGAAGUUUUGUUCACCUGCCUGGCCCUUCAUGCUGCUUUUCUCUGUUGUGAUGUAGCUUGGUGGGGAUUUUGUUUCAAACUCACUGAACCAAGUACAGAACAGCCUUGCUAAAAUUCUCCUGUAUUUUUCUUUUAAUUGUUAACAUGAAAAUUAAAUGAAGAAAGUACCAUAGUGAACUCAUUUCUUUCCACACAAGGAAAUUGUCUUCAUUAUUUGCCCUCAUCAUACUAGUUUGUAACUAACUUAUCUAAGUCAUCCCCAGUGUAUGUGUGAGGUUUUAUAAUGUCCUGUUGUGGUAUGGCCCAGCAUAAUUUAUCACAGUCCAUUGUCAGAACUGGACAGGGUACCCUGUAAUCAGCGCAUUUGUCUUUGUGUAGUACAUCUGUUUUAGCAAAUUUGAACAGAAUGCAUUUAUCCCUGAGUCUUACUGAAGCAUUUUCAUGAGAACUGCAUUGUAAUGCUGACAACAUAAAAAGGAAUAUUUUAACCAAAGCAUGUCAGUGAUAAGAUGGUACAGAAAAAGGCAAUGAAAGGCACUAACAGAUUAACUUUUUCAGUUAGUCUGGGUUGAGAAUAUGUGUGCACUGCAGUCAUACCUGAGGUACUUUUAAAAUAGGUUGCUCAGGAACUUCAGCAUGGACUGCAAAACCUGCCAGUGAAGCACGAUAAAUUAGCCCAUGGUUGUUUGACUGGUGGCCCAUAUUGGCCUAUGAGGGGUUAACAGGAAGUAAAAAUUUGACCACCAGAUCCCUGAAAAUUGCCUAGUGCACAGAUACCAAAGAUAGAACUCGAAUCACAUAUAAAACUGUGUUGGCCAGCGCAUCUGAGUGAUUAGAGAGCUAAUCAACUGGCAAUAUUAAAUGGAAUAUGGUGAAAAAUCCCACCUGUUUGAUUCUAACAGUCAGAUGCUGGAUAUUAGUUCUUAUUUGGGGGUCUUCAUCUCUCUGGUGCGGGGGUAAAUGUCCCUGCUAUGAGUUCUGGUCCUUUAUGAAUGUGUUUUCCCUCCAUUUUAGCAUCUCAUUUUAGUUUAACAAGUGGGUUUUGCAGGCAAACAGAAACUAUUCUUUAGUUACCUAGUAAAAAAGGUAGCAUGCUGCGAAGUUCUGCAUAGGAAGGUUUAGAACACUGAAGGAAAUGCCAUUUAUUAUUAUCAUAGUCCAUUACAAUGAGAUAUUAACACUUAUGAGCAUCAGGGUUUUGGUGAGUAUCUCUAGGUGCUGCUGGGAUGGCUAUUCAGUAUGUUUCCUUAACUUCUUGCUCAAGAUUGUGUAGAAUGCAUGGACGGAGGUCAUGGAGAUUCGUGCAGGUUGUUGAGUUCUGGGUACAAGAAUUAUGUUGGAUUUCUAAGGUAUGAAAGGGAGAAGAGAGGCCCAAAUGCAGCCUUUAUUGCAGUAGGAUGUAGCUGAUGCCUGAUGACCUGUAUUUUAAUGCAACAGGGGAAAACACACAUUAUUUGAGUGAAUAACUAUUUGAAUUAAUUAAAAAACUAAUUGAAUUACACAAACUAAAAUGCACUGUACAAACAUUGUAAUAGACAUUGUUGACCAGGUGCUGACUGGCCACGGGGAUGCAUUUCAUGUAGACAUAGUACAUCGUCUGUGUCUGGCAAAUAAAAUAUUUGGUAAAUUAUUUUUUAAAAUGGAAUAUAAAUAUUUGUUCGUGGUACAGUAGUAGAGCAAAACUUCAAGAUGUUUAAUACUGUACUAGUGAAGAAUUAAAAUUAAACUUGUGGUUUUUUUAGAACAAGUCCAGAUUUCCCGGGGUCUGACAUAUUUUGUAUUUGUAAAUUUUUGCCUUGUAAAUUAUUUCAACCCUAAUAUUUCUCACAUUUUUUCUGUGCUUCUGCCCAGCCCUCUUUUACAGUGGACUCUUACCAUCUCCUAAAUUCUCUUUCAAGUUUUUAUAAAAGUCCAUUCCCAAACAAGUUUUAUUGACUUGUUUUCAACUUGGUCAAUUGAUAACAUGCUAUUGGUUAGUAUAAUUCUUUUUGUAUUGAUUAUCUAUUGUGGCAAGUUGAUACAACACAUAAAAUAUGCAGUUACUAUAGAAAAUGUUAACAUUUAAGUUAAUAACAAUAAUUGACAAUUGUUUAGUAUGGUCGUGCUUUGAAGAGGCAGCAUCUCCCACUGUAUCUCUUGUAUUUAAUGCUUUUGAAAAUAAAAUUUGUUUCCCUUUAUCUAAUCUGGAGGUUCUAGUUUGAUGGGGAAGAGUUGGCUAAAUCUUGCAUUUGUCUGCAUAUAAUCUUGUCAUAGCACAUAUGGAUUCAGGGUCAGUCCUUCAUCAAAAUAGGUCUUUAUUAGUGUCCAACAGAUAGUUAAGCUUUAUGUGUAACAUUCUAGUGAUAAGUAUAAAGAUAUAUGGGGGGGAAUCAGUUUCUGUUAGCUGAGAAUCUUACCCCAAGAGUUUAAAAUCUCCAGUAAGCUCCCAGGACCACUGGUGGUGGUCAUUUCAGGAGCCACUGCUGUGUGUAAUUGGGACACUUCUGUACCAGCAUAAUGCCAUCCUCAUUUUUAAUGCUGCUGUGAACUUCAGCAUUUCAAAUUACUGCCAAAAGGAGGAUUAUCCCAAUCUCCUUUUCUAUUCCCUGGUCCUUAAUUGUGGACUACAUACAAACAGCUCACAAAAGAUCCCUGGAUGAAAAAAAAAUGUUUUUCAUUCAUCAUCUCUUGGAAUUCUGUUCACCAGAAUCACAAAUUCCAAGUGUUUUCGCACUUAAUGCAUUUCCCCAAUGAUUUCUACCUGCAAAGGGGGGGGGGGGGUUAUAAACUCUGCCCUAGUAAAAUCAACAAAUUGUAGCCCAGUCUUCUGCAAAGGUGUCUAUUUUAUUCUGACAGGUACUGAAAAAAGAAUUAAAAGCACUUUUUUUUCAUUUGAACUUAUUUUAAAUCUUUGCACUUUCUAUUGAACUGUGCAUUGGCAAAAGCUGGAAGCAAGUGAUUUUUUUUUCCUUUUUUAAAAAGCUGCAUGGUUCAGCUUUAUUUUAUAUUGGUGGGGGGGGGAAAACUGUGGUAAAUAGCGAUAAACAGGAGGUGUUGAGUAUGGCACUGUAGCUAAGUAUACAUCAGAGUCCAUGUUCCGGCUAGCAGGAGCUCAGAGUCUGAGUCCUGGCCUGACAGGGAGGACUUCCUGCAAGGUGCCCUUCUCCUCCUAUUCAAAGCAUCUGACACUUGGCAGGGUUGAGCCUUAAGCUCCCAGUAUGCCAUACUGUAAAUUUACCCCAAGAAUACAGAGGAAGGAAAGCAACAACACAGAAAGUCAGAAAGUGCCAGAAAGUGCUGCUUGUGGGGGCUAUACCACACUGAUAUCCCUUCCGUGUCAUUAAAUCCAGUCUGUCUCAAUGAACCUGUAUAUCCAAAUCCUUUAGAACAUCCUAUUAAUGUGAAUUUGGAAAUCAGGGGCAGAAAGAUGAGUCACUUAGUAAAGUGUCAGGCACGAUUAAAAUUAGCUUACGCUGGGCAUUCAAGAUGAGAGAAGAUAGCAGUUUACCAAUUUUACGUCCCGCAUCCCUAUACAUGUAGACAUUCCUUUAACUUCAAAGUGGGUUUUGGUUUAGAAGUCCAAGAUUUACCAAUAUAUUAGUUCAUCAUUUAGAACCCUUUCUUUUUUUAGACUCUUUGGUAACGGGACUAAGAAAGCAUGAUAAGAAGCAGCACCCCAAAGGGCGAUUCCUGAUCUCUUACACAUACCCCCAGCUCCCACUGAUAUCUUUAAGGUGAAUGGUAGGUGGAUAGAGAAGGAUUGAUCCUAACUUUGCUUAACGUUCAGAUUAUUCUGACUUCCAAAAUCUGGAGUCAAGAAGUAUUCUCUAAACUGCAAGGGCUAUGAAUAUUGAAGUUUCUCUAGAAGGAAAACUGCCAGGGACACAGAGGGUGGGGUAGAGGUAAGGAAGAAAACCUGCAGUAAUUUCCUAACAAAGAAAAUUUAUUAGGAAACAUUAAAACUAAUUUGAAAACAAAUAAAUCCAUAUAAGAGCCUGUUUUCUUUUCCUUCUUGGUGCAACCUGUGAUUGAGUUGGUAUUUUAGAUGCAAUAGAAAGAGGUUUCUGGCAACCAGUUUAAUAGUUCAAACAGCAAGCCAUUCAAAGGAGCUUUGGCAGGGUCUUAUAGUUUUAUGUUUAUGCAAAAAAAAAUGUGUUUAAAAUAUUUCUGUACACUUCUUACUCUAUAGUUUCACACUGAGUGGCAAAUAGAGGUAUACUGUGUCUAACCUUUAUCUAACCCGGAAGCUCCUUUGAAAGAAAAGUUUAUUUGUAGCAUAUGCUGCAUUUCUCCCUUUUAAAGACUGUCUUUGCUCAUAUGUCUUCUUAUUUUUUGUGAGCUGGGAAUUGUAAAAAAAAUGUAAAGUAGAAAAGGACAUGUGUCUUAGGUGAAGGACAAAUACUGUAAAAUUGUGUAAAUGUUACUACUCAUUUUUUUGUGUUGUGUGUAGCAUAGUGUAAAAUAGGCUUUUCAGCAGUGUUAUUCUGUGAAUUGUAAUUUAAAAAAAAAAGCCACGCAUGGUCAAAAAUAUUAUCUACUGGUCCUCCUCUGUUUGGGGGUUUUUUUGUUGUUGUCAUUUUUUCUCAUUUUAGAUAAAGAUGUUUUGUUUAUGAUAAAUUUAAUUGUCUACAAACCUGCUCUUUAUUUCUCAGUUUUACUACAUAAAGAACUUGAAUUCCUGUUUAAAAAUUACUACACACAAGCACACUUACAAUUUGUACCCAUCUUUAGGAGGCUUUGUCACUACAUUAAGUAUAACCCUCAUUAACAAACCCUCCUCUGGUCCUCCAAUUUCUUCCCCAUCUCACUGUCUAGAAAAGUACAGUCUUUCUUUUGUGUGUGUGUGUGUGUGUGUGUGUGUGUGUGUGUGCCAUGCAGGGUCAACAUGGAAAACCAACCACAGACCUGUGUCCAAAAUUUCUUGAUAUAAGUAGUUACAAAGCUCACCUCUACAGCGUUAUGUAAACACAUCUUGCAAUAAAGCUUUACAAAGCAC
Messenger RNA from Alligator mississippiensis (American alligator), 10569 nucleotides. It is a transcript of the gene FHOD3, whose product is annotated as formin homology 2 domain containing 3. The record is from RefSeq and is a predicted model, not a curated record. Gene Ontology annotation, cellular component: cytoplasm; cytoskeleton. Gene Ontology annotation, molecular function: actin filament binding. NCBI's taxonomy places the organism in Eukaryota, Metazoa, Chordata, Crocodylia, Alligatoridae. Bases 293 to 4636 code for a protein of 1447 amino acids. Gene Ontology annotation, biological process: sarcomere organization; cardiac myofibril assembly; cortical actin cytoskeleton organization. The transcript has 25 exons.